AUGUGGUGUCGGCUCUUUAUCAUCGAUAUAUACAGCCUAUAUCAAGGUGAAGAAGAUCUCUGGGUCCCGGACCCAGUCUGCAUCACCGGCCUACAUCAAGGCCAAGAAGACCUCUGGGUCCUGGGCCCACCUCAUGUGAUCGAGUUCCUCCAGGUCGAAACGUUGUUUAACCACUUCUACCUUGUCAUGGAGCUACAGGACGGUGAUGCGAGCGAACUUGCGCUGCUCGACGAGUUUACGCAAGCAAGAGGCUUGUUCGACGUUGGAGACAACAUCGGCCGCCCUCUCUUGGGGGCAUGUUUGUUGCGGUCCAACAACCCCUGA
This is a messenger RNA of Fusarium graminearum PH-1, 324 nucleotides long. RefSeq lists its product as uncharacterized. The coding region runs from base 1 to 324 and encodes 107 amino acids. Lineage: Eukaryota; Fungi; Ascomycota; Sordariomycetes; Hypocreales; Nectriaceae. The record is from RefSeq and is a predicted model, not a curated record. The transcript is spliced from 3 exons.